AUGGGGAAAAAUGAGGAAAAGAAAGAAAAUAUCGAUAAGGAGUCAGAGAAGGUUGUUAUUUUGAAAGCACUUGUGCAUUGUGAAGGUUGCUCGGACAAAAUUUGCAAGUGUUUAAAAGGUUUAGCAGGAGUGAAACAUGUUGAAGUUGAUAGAGAACAUCAGAGGGUCAUGGUAAAAGGUGAAGUUGUGAAUAAUCCUUCCAUGGUUUUGGAAAGACUUCAAAAGAAAUACAGCAAGAACGUAGAGUUAAUUUCACCAAAACCAAAGCCAGAAAACCAACAGAAAAAUAUCCAAGUUAAAAAGGAACAGGUUAAAAUAAAAACUGUGGUGCUUAAGAUGUAUAUGCAUUGCCAAGGCUGUGUACGAGAUGUCAAGAACACAGUUGAGAAGAUGGAAGGUGUUGAGUCUGUGGACGUAGACCAAGAAAAAUCACGAGUCACUGUGAAGGGAACGAUGGAGGGAGCAAAACUUGUUGAAGCCGUGAAGAAGAAACUAAGAAAACAAGCUGAGAUUAUGAAGGAGGAGAUCAAAAGAGAACCCAUCAAAGAAGGGAAUAAUAAUGAAACAUGCAGAGAACCUAUUAUAAUAUACACUUAUCCUCCUCAAUAUGCAACCCAACAUAUUUAUCCCAAUCAUACCUUCAAUGAUGAAAACGUUUUUGCAUGUUCAAUAAUGUAA
This is a messenger RNA of Sphenostylis stenocarpa, 678 nucleotides long. Lineage: Eukaryota; Viridiplantae; Streptophyta; Magnoliopsida; Fabales; Fabaceae. The record is from the annotation of a GenBank genome assembly.